GUGCGACGACGCUUUGUUCAGGACACAUUGAUCGUCGCUUGCACCUCACCGGCCUUGCGCUCCCCGACACUCGCCCAUCACCACGCACGCGACUGCGAAUACUCCUGUCAUCUUCCCUCGAUUGCACACCGUGCCAUAACACUCCCCGAGCUCCUCCACCGAUCUGAGUACGUAAAUUCCAGAUAUGGACCAGGCGCCAGCCAAAGAGGUAGUCGUGGAGAAGGCGGCCAAAUGCGAGGGCAGCGACUGCGAGAAUGACGCUGGGACACUCCAGUGUCCGACGUGCCAGAAGCUAGGCAAAACCGCAUUCUUCUGCAGUCAAGAUUGCUUCAAGAGGAACUGGGCAGAACACAAGAAGCUCCAUAAGGCUCAAAACAAUGGUCACUUCAACCCCUUUCCUUCGUACGCAUUCACCGGCACUUUGAGACCCGUCUACCCUCUAUCGGAGAAGCGAACGAUACCGGCGAAAAUACCCCAUCCGGACUAUGCUCACAAUGGCAUACCAAAGAGCGAACAGGUUUUCGUUGGACGCAACAAGAUCAAGAUUCUCACGAAGAAGGAGCAGGAUGGGAUGCGUAAAGUAUGCCGCUUAGCAAGAGAAGUUCUGGACAUCGCAGCACGCGCAGCCAAGCCGGGCGUGACGACCGACCACAUCGACAAAAUCGUCCACGACGCCUGCGUGGAACGCAAUUCCUACCCAUCACCUUUGAACUACUGCCAUUUCCCGAAGUCAGUCUGCACAUCACCGAACGAGGUUAUCUGCCACGGAAUCCCAGAUCAGCGACCUUUGCAAGACGGCGACAUUCUCAACAUCGAUGUGACAUUAUAUCACGAAGGCUUCCAUGGCGACUUGAACGAGACCUACUAUAUCGGAGACUCGGCAUUCCAGAACCCAGACAAUGUCCGUGUUGUGGAGGCUGCGAGAGACUGUCUGGACGCUUCAAUUGCGCUCGUCAAGCCUGGCGCACUUUUCCGGGACUAUGGUAAUACUAUUGAGAAGAUUGCAAAGACCAGGAACUGCCAAGUCGUUAAGACAUACUGUGGGCAUGGCAUCAAUCAGCUGUUCCACACUGCGCCCAACGUGCCACACUACGCGAAGAACAAGGCGAUUGGUGAAGCUAAACCAGGCAUGUGCUUUACCAUCGAGCCCAUGAUCACGCUUGGGAGCUACAAGGACAAGACGUGGCCGGAUGACUGGACAAGUGUCACAGUUGAUGGCAAGAAGACAGCACAGUUCGAGCAUACCCUGCUUGUAACUGAAGACGGCGUAGAGAUCUUGACCGCGAGACUGGAAGAUAGCCCGGGUGGAAAGGUGGCUAUGCCAGCUGGGUAUCUCGCCGACGGCUCUAAAGCUCCGGAAGCCAAUGGCAGUACAAAUAGUAACGAGCACGCUUGAGGAUGCAGAGAUUGGUGUUCCUAGCCGAACUCCCUAGGAUGACUGUCUCGAAGUUAAAGCACAAGCAGAUCACCUUACCUAGUGAUCAAGUGAUUACAGCGUGCUCAGCCAGAACAGAAAAUGGUGCUCACAAUGACAUUGCUUGUAGAUACCAUAUAUGUACCGUCUCACGGUACUGUGGAGGCGGUAGAGGAUCAGGUAGCUGAAGCGAUGGUCGUGCCUUCCUCGCGACACUCCGGUUCCACUUUUAACGGCCGCACUUUUCAGCACUUCCACAUCAAGUGUGCAAAUGGAAGCACCCUACCUGUCCGUCCCU
This is a messenger RNA of Sphaerulina musiva SO2202, 1712 nucleotides long. Its product is annotated as methionine aminopeptidase. Gene Ontology annotation, molecular function: metalloaminopeptidase activity. The transcript has 5 exons. Gene Ontology annotation, biological process: proteolysis. Bases 185 to 1396 code for a protein of 403 amino acids. The record is from RefSeq and is a predicted model, not a curated record. NCBI's taxonomy places the organism in Eukaryota, Fungi, Ascomycota, Dothideomycetes, Mycosphaerellales, Mycosphaerellaceae.